Molecule: messenger RNA, 1368 nt
Organism: Eremothecium gossypii ATCC 10895
Lineage: Eukaryota; Fungi; Ascomycota; Saccharomycetes; Saccharomycetales; Saccharomycetaceae
Gene: NUF2
Product: kinetochore-associated Ndc80 complex subunit NUF2
Exons: 1
Coding region: 1-1368 (455 amino acids)
Biological process (GO): meiotic chromosome segregation; mitotic spindle organization; attachment of mitotic spindle microtubules to kinetochore
Cellular component (GO): kinetochore; Ndc80 complex
Molecular function (GO): protein-containing complex binding
Source: RefSeq, marked provisional
AUGAGCUCGGAUAACUUCCCCCUUCUAGAUAUACCGGAGCUGGUUACAUGCUUGCAGGAGUGUGAUUUCUCACUUGCAACUAUCCAAAAUGUGGAGAGGCCAUCCUCGCAGUUCGUUAUCACCCUCUACAAGCAAAUUAUAGACACGUUCAUGGGCGUGUCGCCCGACUCGCUACUUGAAGACUCUAGAAACUUUGUGGAAAAUGGAGAUACAAGCGAGCAGGAGGUAUACGAUGCUAGUCUAGUAUACCAUGACACGUUAAAAAUCCUCGCGUUAAACAAGAUAUGUUAUAAGUUCUUCCUGGACAUUGGAGUUUCUGAUUUUAACGUUAUGGAUCUUUAUAAACCUGAUCCUCAUCGUACGCGGCGCUUCCUUUCUGCUGUUGCAAACUAUGCCCGUUUUCGUGAAGAAGCCAUGCUCGAACUCGAUGGAGAUCAACACCCUGAUGGUGUUAGAUAUUUGGAACAGACAGACAAGUUAUUGAAAGAACUUCGGCUCAAGUUUGACGCCAACAACCUCCUGCAUUCACGUGUUCAGAAAUACAAAGAGUUCCAGAAGUCUGAUGACCUUGAAGCUUUGGAAAGUGAUAACAAAAACAUGGAGUCUGAACUAAGGCAUUUGAACCAGGUACAAGAAACACUAACCGUUGACUACGAGCGGUAUAAAGCCGAGAAGCAGAGGCACUUAUCUGAACUAGAAACUUUGGGCUAUGAACUAAUUGAAUUGGAGUCCGAAAGAGAUAAGCUAAGGAAAUACUCACAGACUGAUGCGGAAGUGCUACGAAAAGGUGUUCGUGAACUAUCUCUGCUUUUGGAACAGCAACAAGUGCAACUGGAAAAAUUAGAGCAAAAGCAAAAGAAUCUACAGAUUUCAUUUGAGACGUUCCAGGCUUCGACUCAAGAGCUGUAUGAAGUAUUACAGAUAGUGUCUACAGACCUACAGGAUUCCCAUCUAAAAGAAAGUACCUUAUUGGAUGCUAAACACAAGCUGAUGCAAAACCAUAAGAAUCUCAACAACCUUCUAUCUGCUGGUAUAAUGGCGAAGAUAACGUUAUUACAGGAACAGCUUGAUUCUCAAAAACGUAAACUAGCGGAAUUGGAACUAAAUACACAGGCAAAGGAAAGCGAAAAUAGCGCGACUUUAAAAAGACUAAGAAAGCAGCACACAGAUGAUGUCUUGCCGGAGGUACGAAAUAUCGAGCAGCGUUAUAAAACCAAAGUCGCAGAUACAAUUACAAAUUAUGAGUCUCAAAUGCGAAACAUCAAAGUUGAUUUUGACAACGAAGUUGCUCUUAUAGAAAACGAGUGUUCAUUGCUAUUCAACCACAUUAAAAAUUACAUGACUACCAUCGGAGAAAAGCUUGGUUGA